GAAAAGGUGGACAUCGACGACAGCAAGAUGAAGUCCUCGCCUUGAAACGACAGUCAAGGACAGGGGCCCGUGAUGAGAGACUUCCGGAAACUCCAAGGACCAGCCUCGCAAACCUGGCUUCCCGCUUGGGCCAGGCCGGGUCUGACAGGGGUUUUGAAGCCCUCACGCCAUGCAUUGUCUCUUUUAGCAGCAUUAUUCAAAGAUGAUGUCAAAGUCUUCGCAUAAAGCCGUACUCCAUAUCGAUCGGUGAAGGUACGUGGUUGAGGAGCUGCACAGACCUCCCCAACCACGCAUCACCCAGCGCGUUUGGCGUUAUCCGCCAGCUUCACCUCGCUAACCGACAGAACCCAGCGACCAUGGGACAGCGUUGCAAGUGUGAUGUCUUCAGUGGCGAUAGAUGGUCACAAGCAACCUUGGGCAGGGACAGAGCAUGGCUGUUUCAUCAGAACCUUGGAAAGAAAAUGGGAUCAAUCGCGGGCCAGUCAAGAAACGUGGAUGUUGGCCUCGCCGGAACAUCUGUUUCUCCAGUGCCGGGCCUAGCCGAGAGUGAUUAGCGAGGCCGAGGCGGCGCCCGGUGAUUGGUAGAUCGUUAACCGCACACAGACAGCCCCUGAUCUCGUGUCUGCCACUUUUUCCCCUUUUCAUUGUUCGCGUUGAAAACCCUACCCUAGGUACAAAUGUUAGAUCGGAUCAACUCUAUGGAUGCUUCUCCACCUCCGCGAUGGACUGCUUCAGCCUCCUCCAAGGGGCUCCAUGGCCUUUCCACAGUCUUGCAGCCCUGACCUCUGCUUGGACACAUUGUACACCCAUCCCAGAUGUGGUCUUCGACUACGCUUCGCUGGCUCUUCUCCAAGGUAGACUCGCUCCAGCGAAUCAGCCAUAUGCUCUACAGUUCCCUUUACUAGAACUGGGUACAGCCGCUCUUACCAGGCAGCGGGCUAUGUUUCAACGUCCUAUCCCUUCAAGUGUGGUCCUGGCUCCACAGUCCAGCCACCACACGUCAAUGCAUACAGAAAGCUCACCCUGCAACCCUUCUUCAACCUCCCCAAGUAGGUGGUCUUCAACGCGGUGAUCAAAGCUUGUAAGUGGUCGUGUCUCCAGGCGGAAGCUGCAGUCUGGAACGAUGGUCUGUGAGUAGCAUAACUGUCAUGCGCGGAAGACGGCUUCGAUGAUGCCAAUAGAAUGCCAUUGUUUCAAACACCCCUUGCGCGCCACCCUACGGAUACCAUCAGGAGGUCCAUCUGUCAUUCACCUCCUGCCAGCCGGCCGAGCGACCCUGGACCUUGGGCCUACAAUGUAUAUAGAAGUCUACAAAUGGCCACGAACGCCAGGUUGGAUUCUCCAAACGUUUCCUCUCAUUUCAUCUCACCUCAUCUACAGAUAUCCAACUGUGGCAGGCUAGCCCUAGACAUUCCUUUGUUCAUCUCUUUGUCUUGCCUGGUGCAGACAAUCACAUUCAUUCACUUGAUUCACAAUCACCGGCCCAAGCCAAAGACCAACCCUCUCUUUGUCCGUGAAGAAAGUGCAAUCUGGCUAUUGCCCUCCCCAACACACUCAUUACAACCACAAACAAAGCACACCGCUACAGAGCUUCCAAACUCAACAUGCGUUCCUCCAUCAUAUCCGUGGCUACGACCGUUAUGGUCCUCAUGACUGCUUCGGUCAACGGCCACAUGAAACUCAAAUCUCCUGUCCCAUAUGGUCAAUCCACUCUCGACAACUCGCCGCUCCUUGCUGAUGGCUCCGAUUUUCCCUGCAAGCAGCGUACUGGCGUUUACGACGCUGAAGGUGCCGAAAAUGUCAUGACGAUCGGUGAACCACAGACCUUGAGCUUUCUCGGCAGUGCCGUCCAUGGCGGUGGUUCAUGCCAAGUCAGCUUGACAACCGAUCUAAAGCCCACGAAAGACUCUAAAUGGAUGGUCAUCAAGUCUAUCGAAGGUGGCUGCCCUGCUUCCGUCCCCGGAAAUCUCCCCGCAGAUCCGAAUGGUACUGGUGCUAGCACUUUCCAAUACACCAUCCCUGAUGGCAUUGCUCCUGGUCAAUACACCCUCGCGUGGACAUGGCACAACAAAGUGGGCAACAGAGAGAUGUACAUGAAUUGCGCGCCUGUGGAAGUGCAAGAGAAGCGAGUUGAAUCAGCGAAAAUGAAGCGAGCUGAAUCCGGGAAAAUUACGAAAAGGACGAGUUUCCCAAAUCUUUUUAUCGCUAACCUGGCUGGGAUCAAUGACUGUACAACUCCAGAGUCGUAUGACUACAUCUAUCCAGAGCCAGGUGACGAUGUGCAGACAGCCGGCCAGGGACCUUUCACCAAACUAAGCUGUGGUUCGGCAGGAAGUGUUUCUGCUGCUCAACCUACCGCGGCUGCCUCAGGUGCCACAGAAUCGAGCGUUCUGACUGCCGCUACAGUUCCUUCUGCCAGCCAAACGGUUGGUACAGAUACUACCGCUCAAGCGGCCUCGCCCGUGUUUGCGACUGGAAGUGCUGCCGUCAGCGGAGCGCCUGGCGUGUUCGUUUCCGUUUCCGUUUCCUCCGCGGCAGCAUCUGCCACUUCUGAAGCUUCCCCCGCGGCUACCAGCGCGAGCAACAGCAGCGAUACUAGCGACGCUCAAUCUGGAGCAUGUUCACCCGAGGGAGCAUGGGCUUGCUCUUCAGACGGCUCCAGCUUUCAACGCUGCGCCUCCGGCACUUGGAGUGUGCCCAUCGAGAUGGACACCGGUAUGCGUUGCCAACCAGGAAUUUCAACGGACAUCGCGAUGACUCCGGGCAAAGCGAAGCGACACCCGCACGGUCACUUCCGCCGCAUGUCUCGUCACUGGCAUUAGACAAUUUCAGUUUAUGCAUUUUACGAAUCACGUCUUGAUGUACGAUCUAUUUGGCAACACAGCCUGGAAAAUAUCAUGAUGUGGCAUUUUGACGCCAGGCAGUCUUUGGCCCCAAUGUCGCACGGAAUCAUGUGCCCGUGAACUGUAUCGUCGCUGGUAGUCGAAUACAGGCACUUGGGGUAGGCAGCAUGUAAAUACAGGAGCAAUUCAAUCAUUAAAUGAACAUACAAACGAAAAGUAUCCAAA
Molecule: messenger RNA, 3068 nt
Organism: Exophiala dermatitidis NIH/UT8656
Lineage: Eukaryota; Fungi; Ascomycota; Eurotiomycetes; Chaetothyriales; Herpotrichiellaceae
Product: DNA-directed RNA polymerase
Exons: 2
Coding region: 1605-2822 (405 amino acids)
Source: RefSeq, a predicted model, not a curated record